GCAACAUAGGAGCUAUUAUUUGUGUCACCAACGGCAAAAUGUGGCGUUUACGUAAAAUUCAAGCGUCUAGCUGUUUUGGUGUUACAAAAAGCGUUUGUUAAAUCCAAACCAGCGUUUAUUAGGAUUAAUCGUUUGUGGUCUUAAACCUUGGUUAUGUUUAUAUAAUUAUUUAUUGUGUUAAAUUAAUACAUGUGUUUUGCGUUUUAGAUUUAAAUUUUCUCUAAUAGUGUUAAAUAUGAAAACAUACGUAUAAAUGUGUUUGCUAAAGAAAUCUAAUGUUAUACAAUUAAGGUGUGAUGAAAUUCACAAGGUUUUAUAUGUUAGAAACCUUUAUAAGUAACAGGAAGAAAACUAGCAAAAUAACUUAGAUAAUAAAAGAUAAAUAUGUUUCGAGCGAAUUACAUCUUAUUCACACUUUGGACUAUAGUUAUUCUUCAGUUGAAUUCAUUCGCUUUAGAAGUUUUUGGAGAUCCGAAAAUCUCGAAAACUGGGAUUAGAUACUUCCCUUAUAACUCCGAAAGAACCAAACGGUCUGCUUUUGGAAGUGUUCAUUUUUCUCUACCGGAAAGAGGGGGCCGGAAGUGUCACGAUUUCUGCGCAAUGCGCCCGGACUUAUGCAAAAAUGGCGGGACGUGUAUUACUGACCAGGUCACUUGCAUCGGGCGUUGCGCAUGCGCGCUGAAGUGGACGGGUCAGUGGUGUAGGGACCCAGUUUUGGAGACCAUGGAAUUUCCGGUAAUCCCAGAAGUGUUUGGAAAUGCUGUUCUGACUGACAUACGGAAUUCUACUAACGAUGUUAAUCAAGAAAUCAUAAAAGCGUCCUCGAAGACGAAAGACAUUGAAGCUUCGGUUUCGGUCCCUAUAAAAAGAUCGGAUGGGAUUUUAAACAACUUAGAGCACCGAAUUAUUGGCCAAAAACGGCUACCUACGACUGAAAUAAAUACUGUGUCGUCUAUAGACUCUCUUAAUGACCAUGAAAGGGAUAAAUAUCUCAGACAAACGUGCGAUUCGGAUUGCAAAGACGGUGAAUGUAUAAAAAUAAAUGACGAAUAUCAAUGUAAACUACACAUAGACCCUGCUAAGUCAGAUGUCCUUAAAGUCUGCGGACCAGGCUUUGAAUGCUACCAUGGCGUCUGCGAUAUGGAGGCGCUGAAGAAGAAUUCAUACGUGUGUAUUUGUGAACGAAACUACGUCGGUCAAUUUUGUAACGUGAAGUGUCCACUAGAUUGUGGAGAUUAUGGUCAUUGCGACGUGUUACUAGUGGAUAAUACGUUCAAGUGUUUCUGUCGCUGGAACUACACCGGACUGAACUGCUCGGAACCCGUGCCCUUAGAUCCAGUGCCCCCACCACCGGAAGAGGUUGUGUUCCAUUGGUACGUGGUGGGUGUGUCUGUCACCAUGGUAAUGGUGGUGUUGUCGGGAACUAUCCUGCUUGGUUACGUCAUGUGGAAGAGGAGGCUCGUAUUCAUGUUGAAGAUCGUACACUACUUUCAGCACUGCGAAGAUGACGACGGCAAGGAGUACGACGCAUUCGUCUCCUACAAGUCUUGCCCCCGGGACGAGGAUUUCGUGCUUAACCAACUGUACCCCAGACUGGAGGGCGACAUGAAGUUUAAACUCUGCAUCCACUUCAGGGAUUUCCUGCCAGGGGAAGCGAUUGCAAACAACAUUGUGAAAGCCAUUGAAAGCAGUAGACGAACAAUCAUCGUCCUGUCUCCAGAAUACGUCAAGUCCGAGUGGUGCCGAAUGGAAUACCAAAAAGCACAACAUGAAAUGCUGAAACUUAAACAUAAAAUAAUUCCAAUUUUACUGGAGGAUAUAAAAGAUGUUGACACUGUGGAUAAGAAUCUUAAAUCUCUUCUAAGCAGUGUGACAUACUUAGAGUGGCCAGGAAGUGAGAAUUCCAAGAGGGUGGACCGUUUUUGGAAAAAGCUCGAACUGUCACUGCCAAAGAAAUCUAAUGAACAGCAGACGGUAACUGGAAUCACUUCAGAAUCAUUACCUUCAUCACAAGUGUCGUCAAAUGAAACACUUUCAUCAGUUAUCACACCAGUAGACUCAGCUAAAGAGUCAGUUAUUUUGUCUGCAAGUUCAUUAAACAUGCCUGUUCAGAUAUUAACAGAGUCAUCUUCUAAUGGUAAAUUAAGUGAAAGUGACUCACCUAAAUACCUAAAACAAAAGAAGAAAGACUUUCGGCAUUUCGUUGGGAAGCUUGUUUCACAUAAAGUAUUUUCCCGACAGGACAGCAACAGUAGCCAGGCGGCACUCGUAGACACGGAGACGCUUGCAUCUCGCAGUUCGUGUGGAUCCGUGUCGGACGUAGUUACGGAAAGCAGCGAGCCCUCUUCCGCUGCAUCAUCUCCAGCAGCGACGAGGUCAUUGAGGGAGGCUAGUUUCCAUGGCUCAAGUGUGGUAGACGACAAUGAUAUAUGUGUAUCCUCGGAUAAUUCAAGUAUUUGCACAUCAAAUGAACGAAGCUGUAAGGAAAAUUCAGCUUUUCUGUGUGAAAAGGAUCAUUGUGGCAGCUCUGAGUGUUUGUUUUGUACCAAUCCUACUAACAGGAAAGCUAGCAUAAAAACAUGUGCAUUGAAAGGAGAAAUCGGAAAUGAGCGCCAUUCACAAGAAUAUUUGAACAAAGGUUUUCAAUGUGAUGGAAAUGAUACUGUUGUGUAUGAAACCGAAUGUGAAUACUGUUUGUGUGCUCAAGUUAGUGCAGACAAUCAUCGUGUGAAAAUAUCCGCUGUAGAUGGAACAGACCAAGUUCGAAUUCGACGACUUCCUAAUAACUUUCCGCCUUGUUUAUAUUGUGGUCACGUGAUUAAAAAAGGUCCAUUGAGGGCAAGUACGAAACAUUUAAAAGACACAGCUAAUGCAAUUAUGAAACGGGUUGGGUCUCUCCCAAGAAAUUUUAAAGAUAAAGGUGUGUUAGGAACAAAGGGGUUACAGGCCGGAGUCUUUGAGGGACAUACCACUGAUAUUACUCAUCAAAGAAAUGGAACUUCUGUCAUAGAUAUUUGUGAAAGCAUAUAAAGAUUUAAAGCUGCACUCUAACAGAUUUACCCUUUUUACAACUUUUUUUGUUUUUUGUUUUUGUUUUGGAAAGUGCAUUUUUUUUUUGUAAAUAUCUGCAAACCAAUGAAUGUGAACUUAAAUAUAAAAAUCUGCGAUUUAAUUUUUGUCAGCAGUCUUUUAUAACUAGUUUUCAUGGAUUUUCGCAAAAACUGGCUCGUUCCAAGGCACAAAAUAAAAUAAAAAGUUAUCAUAACGUUCAAUCUGUGAGAGUGCAGCUUUAAGCGCACUACGUCAUAAGGUUUAAAACGAAAUGCAUUUUAUGAAAAUAACGUGCUUUAUAAACUACUGAAAUAAUUGGACAUCAAACGUGAUAUCUAUGAGAAUAUAUCAAAGUAGGAUAUGGUGUCAUUUGGUUAAAAGUACAGAUAUAUGAACACUUAUACCUAUUCAUCAAAGGAAAUGCCACCAAUUUAUUGACGAUGUUUUAUAUGUACAUAAUUCAUAUAAUUUACUAUUUCUAGCAUGACUGUGUCUUAAACUUUAACGCUUAUUUUGUUUCACCUUUGAUUUGCAUGUUGAAUGUUGAACUUUAUUACCUGUAGGAGUGAUGAAUGGAUAAUAAACCCCAUUAAGCGUAACAUUUACACAACACAUCUACAUGGCAAAAACGUACUUCGACACUUGUUAAAUGUUAAAUGUAAAUUUUUGCUACCUUUUGUUCAAAAUGCCAACGUAAGUUUUUGCAUGUAAAAAUUAUGACAUGUUUAAGUCAUUUUGCAUGACUGUGUUUUAUAGGUUGCAUGUUCGGACAAUUUUUUUUUUUUAAUUUUGUGAAAAAAAAAUUGAUAAGAAAUUUCACAUUUGUAAAAAUGUGAUUUGGGGCACUAUUUUCCAGGCAAACGUGAUUUUAUCGCAGCAAAGGUCUACAGUUGUGAAAUAUUUAAUCAUAUUUUGCUCAUAUUUGUUAAAAAAAACUUGUGACUUAUAUUGACUCAUAGUCAAUACCAACUUAUUAAAAAGUACCACAAAUUGUUCAAGUGAAACGCAUUUUAUCAUGAAGUAUUUCAUUUAUGAUAGUUGAUAAAAUACAAUAAAAACAAAGA
Molecule: messenger RNA, 4115 nt
Organism: Mya arenaria
Lineage: Eukaryota; Metazoa; Mollusca; Bivalvia; Myida; Myidae
Exons: 4
Coding region: 385-3030 (881 amino acids)
Biological process (GO): immune response; toll-like receptor signaling pathway
Cellular component (GO): membrane
Molecular function (GO): transmembrane signaling receptor activity
Source: RefSeq, a predicted model, not a curated record